Cetraspora pellucida is the source of this 253-nucleotide messenger RNA. The record is from the annotation of a GenBank genome assembly. Lineage: Eukaryota; Fungi; Glomeromycota; Glomeromycetes; Diversisporales; Gigasporaceae.
AUGUCAGAAUUACAAGAACUUCUAUGUAACUAUCACAUAUUUUAUCCUUUGUAUUUACAAGCCUAUAAAAUACUAUUGCAAGCUUAUCAAAAUAAUACAAGUAACUCAGAUUUAAAAGUUUAUCUUCACUUUAAUAUUUUAACAGACAAACAUCAAUAUAAUAUACUUACAUCAAAUGAAAUUGCAAUUAUUUUACCUAGAAAUGGGUCAUUAUCUAAAUUAGCAUAUAAUAUUAUUCUUCAUCUUAGAGAAG